Homarus americanus (American lobster) is the source of this 2143-nucleotide messenger RNA. RefSeq names its product dynein axonemal heavy chain 10-like. The transcript has 15 exons. The coding region runs from base 8 to 2143 and encodes 711 amino acids. Lineage: Eukaryota; Metazoa; Arthropoda; Malacostraca; Decapoda; Nephropidae. The record is from RefSeq and is a predicted model, not a curated record.
UGGGAGAAUGGCGGGAAGAGGAAGCGACGAUGACAAGGAGGUAGAGAAUGAGGAAUUGGACAAAAAGGGAGAGGUGGCUGAACUUCGAGUGUGGUGGGUAAUGCGGCGGGUGUGUCACCUCCUAGGCUACACCCAAGAUACCCGCCAGCCCAUGUUGACCUGGCCUCAGUAUCCUGACCACCACCACCCAACUGCACUUCUCUCCAGGUUCCUGGAUGAGGCAGCAGCGGGUGCCUGUCUGUUUUUCUGGCAGGAACAAGACCUCAACAAUGACCUGGAUGCCCCAACUGCCCCUUAUCCUGCAGUCUCCAAUACUGCCACGAUGACGUUUUCCUGGAAGUUUGAUGAUAACGCCGUCGACGACACCGAUGAUGACAAUGGAGAUCAUGGAUUUGUUGUGGAGACAUAUACACAGGUGGUGGGCGCGGACUUGGUACUGCAGGUGCAGGAGGGAGCGUUCCCUCCAGUGGUGGGGUGCCCAGGAGUACUGCUGAAGAAGGUGGCGGAGGGCACCGUGCAGGAUGUGUCUGACACCACUCAGGCCCAGGAGCUCCUCCCCCACUUCCUACAUGUCACUUACCUCCAUGCACACACCCAUCUUACCCUUUACUCCAUAUUCAAUGAGGUGUACAUGCCGUUGUGUGAGCGGCUUGGCAAGAGUGACAGAACAACCUACCUCGCUUCCCUCUCUCACAACUUCUCCCGAUUAAGCAAGUUGCGGUUGCCUGACCCACCUCUCGACUAUGACUCUGAUGAGGAUGAAGAGGCUCAGAAGCAGGCAGUGCCCGUAGGAAUCAUGAGGGAGACUGGGAGUGACACGGAGGACCAGAAGAGGGAGCAAGGAGAGAAAAAGGGUGAUGAGGAAGAGGAGAAGAAGGUAAAGAGCCUGAGGACUCUCCUGUUGAACAACGUCAAGAGAAUGAACAAUAAAUACUCGCAGAUGGGUGGUGACGUCACGCUGGAGGAACUACGACACACUUGGACUAACAGCUUUAUGGAGCUUUCUGCCUCUCUUGCCCACAUCUACAACCACCCAUUAUUGAAGAAUAGAGAGGAAGAGGAGGAGGAAGAGAGGGAGGAGGUUGAGGCACUGCAGGAAUCUGUGGUGGCUGUAGCUGACCAGCACAAUGACCUUAGUGAUUGUAACAGGUCACUCUUCUAUCUCCAUAAGUUCAUCAAGGUGGUGAAUGAGGGAAGACUUGAGACUCUGGCUGGGCAUGCCGUCGCACUUCUCGAUGUCCUGCUUCUGGUGUGGCGCCUUGGACGACGACGUGGCAUCAGCGGCAAAGUCCAGUUGAUCUUAGAGUCUUCAGUGGAAAGUCUGGUUGAUCUCGUAACCCAUGAGCUCCGACCUGUUAAUUUGCUGCCCUCCAACAUGCGGGAGACACAACCCUUCCUGGACUCCCAUACACGGGUAACAGAAGCUCUUCAGGUUGUGGCCGAAUGGGAAACUGCUGUUGCUCAAUGUGCAAAGACAGUUUUUGUGUCAGCUAAACGCCAGAGGGAUGGUAGACAGGAUUUUGAUCCUAAGAAAGUUCUUAGUACCAUUGCCAGCCUUCGUUCUGUGUGUAAUGAUCUCGGUGAUAUUAUGAAGGUACUAUUGGAGGCCCAGGUUGGGUUUUCUGGAGAAUGGUCAGCUCUGAUCCGUGUGCAGGAUCCUGACCAGCUGAAAGCCAUCACAUCACAAGUGUUACGAUGCCUUACUGCUUAUGACUUCAAUAUCUUUUCAACAAGGAACCAAGAUCGCUGGGUGAGGCAGAAGGAAGAUUUCCAAUUAGCAGUGCAAAAGUGGGAACAGGCAGUCUCCAGUGCCAUCACAGAGAGUUUUAAGGACAGAAUGACAUCAGAACUGGUAACAGCAGUUGCUGGUGUGCUGCAAAAGGAGCCAUGUAGAGAAAAGUUCCGUCAGAUGCUAAUCUCUCGUCUCCCUGACCUCCUCUCUGCUUUUGCUGCUGAGGUGAAGGGCAUCAGAGCUGAUUUCAAGGCACAGCAGCAGAUAGAGCGGCCUGGGACUCAGGCGCCAUUGUCAGGACGUGUGCGCUGGAUGGCCACCUACCUCACUAAACGCCUUGCAGCUUGGACAACACUGAAGGCUCUUUACUCUCAGUACCAGGUAGUGAAGAUUGCCUUAAUAUUCAAGUGA